UGUUCUUGGGGGUGUUCAACAGCUCCGUGAAUUUAAGGUGUUGUUGUUUUUAAAUUAUAUAAAUACUGUUUUCAGCUCAGCGUGGUUAUCAUGAACACCCAAAAUUCUUGUCAUGUCGUGUUUAAGCGCGAACAUUCGAGCCGUAUGAUGAAGUUUGUUCAGUUUUGAAGUAAAGCCACACGUUUAUCAGGAGAAGAGAAGAAGGCGGCUGCAGUGAUGGAAGUCUCGGGGCGGGAGGACACUAAGGAUCCUCUUCCAUUGCCGUCUCUACGCCUCCUUGUCCCACCCGUUCGCCUCAUGUCCGCAGUCCUGUGGCAGAUCAUGCAGCAGCAGGACGUUCUGCGGUACGGGCUGCUUGCAGACUUUGUUUCCUUGGUUACUGAAGCUGUACCGGAGCUUUUCAGCCCCACACAUUCAGCUGAACUUGCUCUGCGUUUGCGGGCAAAGCUAAUUUUGGAGCUGUGCUACAGAGAUGAAACAGCCACACAUCUAAUCCAGCCUCACCUCAGCAGCAUUCAGUUGGUCAAACAUGUGGACAGCACUGAGGUAGAAGAGACAUGGGUUCAUUUUGUGGAACUGGUGCAAACACUAAUCAAAGACUCUGAGCAGAGAGAACACUUCUUCCAGAAUGUCUUUCCAGUGGAAUUCGGACCCAGCUAUGACUCUACCCUCCAGACACUGAUGUGGGACUUCCUAUCUCGACUGGAGCACUUCCUGCCAGUGCCAGAUCUCCUUCAGACUGUAUCCUGGCUCAGAUCUGAGUCUUCUGCUUUAAAAGAUUGCGAGGAAUCCAUCAGCAACCCAGAUAGCCUGAGAUCACUGCUCCAUCACCAUAAACGCCUUGGACAUCUGGAUACCUUUGCCUUCUCAUCAUUGCCUCAACUUGGUGACUUCAUCCUGACCGCUCUGUCUGGCAAAAGAAACCGAGUGGCUGAAAUGGACUCAGGUGCUAGUCUCAAUCCUCCUGCUCCCAGUGAGAUGUGUGUAAUGGACGGAACCGAUGUAGAGACUGUCGUGGUCACAUCCGAAUGGUCAGAGAUCGAAUUACGUGCAAACCAGACCGAAGAGGACAAUAGUGACGAUGGCGAUAAUUCACUCCCUGGGGCUAACUGCGAUCAGAAGGGGGAGUCACAGUCUAACGGAAACAUGCCGGAAAGUGAAAUACAGACUGAGAAGCUCACAGAUACUGAGAAUUAUUUAGGAGGAUCUGCCUUGGCGCGUAAUAACCAUGAUGGAUCUGUAGGUUGCACUGAACCCAUGACUGCAGAUUCACAACAUCUGGACUGUGAUGUCAAGGGGACGGAGAGUCUGUCCUGUAGCGCCACACCUUCUCUGGAGUCUGAGCUCACUGUGCCCGUAAGCGUUCCUGACGGUGAUGCCGUUUUCACCCGGAGAUCAGCUCGGAAACCCAAGAAGACAUGGAAGGUUUUGGUCAACCUCCAGAAGCAGAAACAAAAACCUGGUGUGGACAGAAGACAGAAGAGAGAGAGAAAACCGCUCGCUCCUAUGAGAACCUCUGGAAUUGUGACAGACAUGGAUGGAGAAUGUAUCGCCUCAGAGAACAGGGAUGUUGCUGUGCUGUCUCAGUCUCCUGGACGUGUCACAAGUGACGGAAACACAGAGCUCCCUUCAAAGCUGUUCUCCUGCCCCCAGUGCACAUUUACACACCUUCAGGAGCGAUAUGUGAAAAGUCACAUGAAAAAGGUCCACCCUGUUCCAUCAGAGCCCGGGAAAGAGCCUUAUGUGUGCCAGGUGUGCGGCAAAGGCUAUCGCUACCCAGGCAUGCUGAAGGCGCACGAGCGCAGCCACACGGGCGAGCAGCCCUUCCAGUGUACCGCCUCCCACUGUGGCCGCCGCUUCUCCUACAGUCAAGCACUGCGACGCCAUCGAACUGUACACAGUAUCAGAACCAGCCCUCCAUCCGAUGAGGAAGCUGAGCUAAAAAAAGGUGAACCUCAGGACGAUGAACCGUACAUGUACAGCUGCCUCUACUGCAGUGAGAGCUUCAGCUCGCUCAGUGCUCGCCGCGAACACCACAAGACGCAUCCCGAGGACGAUUUAAAGCGCUGCAACGACUGCGGAAAGAGACUAAGCUGCCAGGCAGCGUUAAUCAGGCACAAACAAGGCCACGAGGGUGAGCGGCAGCACAAGUGUCUGCUCUGCGGCUCCAGCUUUGUGUGCACGACUAGUUUCAAGCGCCACAUGCUUAUGCAUCGGCCCGAGAGGCCAUACCACUGCAGCUGCGGCAAGGGCUUUACCUACAAAGGCGCGCUACUCUCCCAUCAGCGGGCUCACACAACCGAGAGACGCUACAGGUGUUCUCACUGCAACAGAUGCUUCCUUUACCCCGGAGAGCUGAGAAAACAUGAAAGGACGCACUCGAACGAGAAGCCGUACCUGUGCCCGCACUGCGGGAAGAGUUUCAAAAGAGAAAGGAUCCUCCGCGCACACGUAGCCGGCCACACAGAGGACAAAAUCUUCAAAUGCUCCUCGUGCAACAAAACGUUCGCGUAUAAAGCGAGUCUGACCAGGCACGAGCUGACUCACACAGGAGAGAGGCCGUUCCUCUGCUCCGACUGCGGCAAAACCUUCUUUUCGUUCGGUGAGCUAUUGAAACACCAGCGCUACCACACGGGGAUCAAGCCGUUCCAGUGCUCACACUGCGACAAGAGCUUCACGCAGGCUUGCUACCUGCAGCUGCACACCAGGUACCACACAGGAGUGCGGCCGUACACGUGCACCCAGUGCGACAAAAGCUUCUUCACGUCGUGCCGCCUUAAGAGACACAUGCAGGUCCACACUGACGAGAAGCCGUACGAGUGCACUGAGUGUGGCAAGAGAUUCAGGCAGGCGUAUGUGCUGAAAGUGCACCAGCGCGGUCAUACAGAGACAGAACUGAGGGUUUAAUGAAAGAGGCUUUGUUUACAGUUUGUAAUUAAUAAUAAUAAUAACUUCUGUUACAUUUUCAUUUCGAAAUGACGCACUUUCUGUACAAAUCAGUAAAUAAAUUUGCUUUUUGGUAUAACAUAAGUUAUUGCACAUGGACAUGAACUUGU
Clarias gariepinus (North African catfish) is the source of this 3056-nucleotide messenger RNA. Its product is annotated as C2H2-type zinc finger protein. The coding region runs from base 217 to 2907 and encodes 896 amino acids. Gene Ontology annotation, cellular component: nucleus. The transcript has 9 exons. Gene Ontology annotation, biological process: regulation of transcription by RNA polymerase II. The record is from RefSeq and is a predicted model, not a curated record. Lineage: Eukaryota; Metazoa; Chordata; Actinopteri; Siluriformes; Clariidae. Gene Ontology annotation, molecular function: DNA-binding transcription factor activity, RNA polymerase II-specific; RNA polymerase II transcription regulatory region sequence-specific DNA binding.